ACCCGGCUGCCCCUGGCCAUCAGCGGCAGUGGCCACUGCGCCAUGGAGGCUGCCCUCCUCAACCUGCUGGAGCAUGGUGACACCGUGCUGGUGGCCGUCAACGGCAUCUGGGGACAACGCGCCGCCGACAUCGCCGGGAGGUUGGGAGCCAAUGUCCAUGAGCUGCUGAAGGCCCCAGGGGAGUACUUCACUCUCUGGGACAUCGAGGAGGGCCUGGCACGGCACAAGCCCUCAGUGCUCUUCAUCACCCACGGCGAGUCCUCCACGGGGGUGCUGCAGCCACUGGAGGGGCUGGGCGCAGUGCACGGUGGGCACUCGCGGGGGCUGCGUGUCCCCGCUGUGUGCCCCCGGUCCCCAAGAUGCUGCAUCCUCUCUCACGCAGAGAUCGACGUCCUGUACUCGGGGUCUCAGAAAGUCCUCAAUGUGCCCCCUGGCAGUGCCCCCAUCUCGUUCAGCGAGCGAGCCAGGGAGAAGAUGCUGAGGAGGAAGACGAAGCCUCCAUCCUUCUACCUGGACUUGGGCUGGCUGGCAAACUACUGGGGCUGCGACGGGGCGCCGCGAAGGUACCACCACACGGCACCCAUCAACAGCUUCUUCAGCCUGCGGGAAGGCUUGGCCAUGCUGGUGGAGAUGGGCCUGGAGAGCUCAUGGGAGCGCCACCGGGUCAACUGUGCCCAGCUGUGCCAGGGGCUGCGCGACUUGGGCCUUGAGCUCUUCGUAAAGGAUGAGAAGGUGAGGCUUCCCACCAUCACCACUGUCAGGGUGCCGGAGGGCUACAACUGGGAGGAGAUCACAGCCUUCCUCAUGGACAAACACAACAUUGAGAUCGCUGGGGGCCUGGGACCCUCGGUGGGCAAGGUCCUUCGAAUCGGCCUCAUGGGCUGCAACUCAACCAGCGGCAACGUGGACCGUGUGCUACGUGCCCUGCGAGAUGCCUUCGGGCACUGCCGCCGCCGCAGCAGGCUGUGA
Messenger RNA from Tauraco erythrolophus (red-crested turaco), 969 nucleotides. The record is from RefSeq and is a predicted model, not a curated record. NCBI's taxonomy places the organism in Eukaryota, Metazoa, Chordata, Aves, Musophagiformes, Musophagidae.